Molecule: messenger RNA, 3306 nt
Organism: Myodes glareolus (Bank vole)
Lineage: Eukaryota; Metazoa; Chordata; Mammalia; Rodentia; Cricetidae
Source: RefSeq, a predicted model, not a curated record
GAUAAUCUCAGUGACACCUUAAAGAAACUGAAGAUCACAGCUGCUGACAGGACAGAGGACUGCUUAGAAGGAUGCUUGGAUUGUCUGCUUCAAGCCUUGGCUCAAAAUAACACAGAAACAAGUGAAAAAAUACAAGGAAGUGGAAUACUUGAGUUAUUUGCAAAUCUGUUGACGCCACAGUCUUCCUGCACAGCCAAAGCAGCCAACAUCAUAGCAGAAGUAGCCAAAAACGAAUUUAUGCGAAUUCCAUGUGUAGAUGCGGGAUUGAUCUCACCUCUGGUGCAGCUGUUAAACAGCCAAGACCAGGAUGUGCUGCUCCAGACGGGCAGGGCGCUAGGAAACAUAUGCUACGACAGCCAUUCCCUUCAAGCUCAGCUAAUCAAUAUGGGUGUUAUCCCAACCUUAGUGAAACUACUGGGCAUCCACUGCCACAAUGCUGCUCUUACAGAAAUGUGUCUUGUUGCCUUCGGGAAUUUAGCAGAACUCGAGUCAAGUAAAGAACAGUUUGCUAGUACAAACAUUGCUGAGGAGCUGGUAAAACUUUUCAAGAAACAAAUAGAACAUGAUAAAAGAGAAAUGAUUUUUGAAGUUCUAGCUCCUCUGGCAGAAAACGAUGCUAUUAAACUGCAGCUGGUUGAAGCAGGGUUGGCAGAGGGUCUGCUAGAGAUUGUUCAGCAGAAGGUGGGUAGUGACAAAGAGGACGACAUUGCUGAGCUGAAAACGGCGUCCGAUCUAAUGGUUUUGUUACUUCUUGGAGAUGAAUCCAUGCAGAAACUUUUUGAAGGAGGGAAGGGCAGUGUGUUCCAGAGGGUCCUUUCCUGGAUCCCGUCGAAUAACCACCAGCUGCAGCUUGCUGGGGCAUUAGCAAUUGCAAAUUUUGCCAGGAAUGAUGGGAACUGUAUUCAUAUGGUAGACAAUGGAAUUGUAGAAAAGCUCAUGGACUUGCUGGACAGACAUGUGGAAGAUGGCAACGUGACUGUGCAGCACGCAGCACUAAGUGCCCUCAGGAAUCUAGCCAUUCCAGUUGUAAAUAAAGCAAAGAUGUUAUCAGCCGGGGUCACAGAGACAGUUUUGAAAUUCCUUAAAUCUGAAAUGCCCCCGGUUCAGUUCAAACUCCUGGGGACGCUAAGAAUGUUGAUAGAUGCACAAGCAGAAGCUGCUGAACAACUGGGAAAGAAUGCUAAAUUGGUGGAGCGUUUGGUGGAGUGGUGUGAAGCCAAAGAUCAUGCUGGUGUGAUGGGAGAGUCAAACCGACUGCUCUCGGCCCUCAUACGACACAGUAAAUCAAAAGAUGUAAUUAAAACCAUUGUACAGACUGGUGGCAUCAAGCAUCUAGUUACCAUGGCAACUAGUGAGCAUGUAAUAAUGCAGAAUGAAGCUCUUGUUGCUUUGGCACUAAUAGCAGCUUUGGAAUUGGGUUCUGCUGAGAAAGACCUUGAAAGUGCUAAGCUUGUACAGAUUCUCCACCGACUGCUAGCAGACGAGAGAAGUGCCCCGGAAAUCAAAUACAACUCCAUGGUCCUGAUCUGUGCUCUUAUGGGAUCUGAAUCCCUGUACAAGGAAGUGCAGGAUUUGGCCUUUCUAGAUGUUGUAUCCAAACUUCGAAGUCAUGAGAACAAAAGCGUCGCCCAACAGGCCUCUCUUACAGAGCAGAGACUUACAGUGGAAAGCUGAGACCGGCCCCUCCUGGCACAAGGCGUCCCCCCAGCUGACCACCCCACCGUUCUCCAUCCAGCGGCUGCUUCAGCGCCACCCUCUACUACAUCACCUGUGCAUGCAUGCAAUGUUCCAGUACCAACCGAAGAACUCUCUAGGUACCUGCCUAAUAAGAUUUCUCCACCCAUAGUUAAUGUGAACAUGACUGUCCAAACAAGUCUCCACCCAUAACUGUUAUCCUGUAUCCCUGAUGCUUGAGCUACAUUAAGUAGAAUGUGCAUGUUGUAGCCCUAUGAAGAUGUAAACUUGCUCUUCACAUGCAGUAAGCUACAUAACAAUGUACUGGUAAAUUAGAAACGAAGAAUGCAGCAGGAUCUGUCUAGCUUAUUUAAAGAUGACCCCGAACAGUAAUGAUAGCACCAUAUUUUUUGGUACUCGGGAAGCACAGUGAUCGAAACGGCUGUAUGGCUGCUCAUUCGUUAGUCUUCUCCAAAUGGCAGGCCCGUUGUGCCCAGAGUUGGAUAGAUUCAGCACUCACUCUUUCCCUGUGGUUUUUCCUUUUUCUGAACUGUGUAGGCAAUUUGUCAGACAACAUGGCAGGACUUCCUUGGGCUUCUCGUUCCAUCUUUAACUGACAGUGAUGCAGAGGCCCCAACGCUGAAACGUGGUUUUCAGUGUGAUUGGAACAAAGGGGUUAGAGAAACCCUGGCAUCCUGGACCCCUUUGGAUCUCGCCUGUAUUUUACAUGCAGUUUGUGUGCAGUUACAUCCAAAACUUCCAUCAGUUAACUAGCAUUGUCUAACACGUGUUUCUAAAACUUAAUAGCCAUGUGUUUCAACUAAGAAAAGUUGAGAACAGCCUGUUUGAUGGAGAACGGACUUUGCCCCCGUUUUUCAUCUUUCAGGCUGAAAGCAAGGGGUUUCAUCUUUCAUACUCCUUUUAAAUACUGUGCUAAUUGUAGGUGGAUAUAAGAGGAAGCAUGAAGAUGUAAACUAAAGGAGAAGGAGGCCAGUUUUAAAAGCCAUAGUAGCCAGUCCGGUACGUUCUGCAGAUGGCCUCCUAGCGGUCACUGUUAGAGUCCCUCACCUCCACUUUCCCACUGAGAACCACAGUAAUCUCACCGGCUGCAAGCCAGGGCUCGAUGUAAGGAACCUUCUUGGCAAAAAUGUAGUGUGCUCGUCACUGCCACUAACCACCACCAAGUGAGUCUUUAGAGCUUUGACACACAAUCUUUAUAAAUUAAUCAGGACUCCCUGUGACCUGCCUUCUCGCACCCAAGUCUGACUCCUGCUGAUAAUAGAAGGGGGUGGGCUCCUUUACAGGACUGGGGGGCAGUGAGAGGGGCUGCUGAAGAGGGGACCAGCUCUUUGCUCCCCAACAGGAGAUACAUGUAUCUCUGCAUUAUCUAAAUCAGACUUUGGUUUUCACACUUUUCAAUUCAAGAAGGAUUUACUUAAUGUAAGUAAAAACCCGACUGACAAUUUCCCUGUGAUGUUCAAAUAAGGGAACUAUUGUGAGCGCUUGUGCUACACUUAUUGUAGGAAUGAGCUCUUUAAUGUCUUUCUCCUGGGCUGAAUAAGUGGACUAAUGUUGCAUAAUUCUGUCCAUAUUAAUAACUUAAUAAAUAAAUAAAUAGUAUAUGAAACUACA